Patiria miniata (bat star) is the source of this 522-nucleotide messenger RNA. Its product is annotated as snaclec trimecetin subunit beta-like. The coding region runs from base 1 to 522 and encodes 173 amino acids. Lineage: Eukaryota; Metazoa; Echinodermata; Asteroidea; Valvatida; Asterinidae. The transcript has a single exon. The record is from RefSeq and is a predicted model, not a curated record.
AUGAUAUCUCGGUACAAUCAUUUGACAGUUUUGUUGUUGAUAUUUGAUGCUGUGUUUUCAUCGGCGGCUGUUUGCUCGCCCGGCUGGACGAACUGGAAGCAGUCGUGCUACGCUAUGCACUCUAAGCGCCUGAAUUGGAUGGACGCAACGAAGUUCUGCGAGAACACGGGAAGCCAUAUUGUCGUGCCGAACUCUCAGGCUGAGAAUGAUUUCAUCUGGGGGUUGGUGAUGGACCGACUUGAGUACGCGUCUCUGCCGAUGGGCGGGGUGUGGAUCGGCUGCAAACGCGAGACGGCGGACUCAAGCUUCGUGUGCGCCGAGAAAACGGACUUCACCAACUGGACGCCAGGCCACCCUUCAGCAAAAGUUCUGUGCAUCGUGUAUGGCAAGGGAGGGAACGGCACAUGGAGAUCUAACAGGUGCACCAACGACAGCCGCCGGUAUGUGGUCUGCGAGAUGCCGAAUACUGCGUACUGCCUGACUGCUGGUAAAAAUGGACGCUUCGUGAGUGGAUUGCCGUAA